AUGAAAGAUCUCGAUUCUCUUAGCUACUUCUUGGGCUUAGAGGUGUCCCCUACCUCUAAUGGCUACUCUUUGACCCAAGCCAAGUAUGCUUCUGACCUUCUCACACCUGCUGGUCUCACAGAUUGUAAGAUAGCUGAUAGUCCGCUGGAGCCCAACAUUAAACUCCGUCCUACUGAUAGGGAGCUCCUUCCCGAUACCACUCGUUAUCGACAGCUUGUUGAGAGUUUGAUUUAUUUCACUAUCACUAGACCAGACAUUGCCUAUGCAGUGCACCUUGUUAGUCAGUUUAUGUCGACUCCUCGCUCCAUUCACUAUGCAGCUCUUCUUCGCAUCCUACGCUAUGCGAAGGGAACAUUAUUUCACGAGCUUCAUUUUUCCUCUCACUCAUUCUUGACGUUGCAGGUUUAUUCUGAUGUUGAUUGGGCAAGGGACCCUUUUGAUCACAGAUCCACCACUGGUUUCCUUUUUUUACUUGGUGACUCUCUUAUCUCUUGGAGGAGCAAAAAACAGACUGUUGUUGCUCGCUCUAGCACUAAGGCUAAGUAUCGGGCCCUUGGCGAUACUACUUCUGAACUUCUUUGGCUUCAUUGGCUUCUCCAAGAUAUGGGUGUUCCUCAGCCCUCGGGCACUCCGCUUUAUUGUGACAAUCAUAGUGUUGUCCAAAUUACUCAUAAUGAUGUCUUUCAUGAACACACCAAACACAUCGAGAUCGACUUUCAUUUUGUGCAUCAUCAUUUUCAAGAGGGAACACUUCGCUUCUUGUCAAUUCCUUCGGCUGAUCAAUUGGCUGAUAUCUUCGCAAAGGCUCAUCCACCUAGUCACCAUCGUGCUUUAGUUUGUAAACUCUAG
Messenger RNA from Malania oleifera, 849 nucleotides. RefSeq lists its product as uncharacterized. The transcript has a single exon. The record is from RefSeq and is a predicted model, not a curated record. Bases 1 to 849 code for a protein of 282 amino acids. NCBI's taxonomy places the organism in Eukaryota, Viridiplantae, Streptophyta, Magnoliopsida, Santalales, Ximeniaceae.